GCGACUGCUUAGCCUGGCUUUGCCGGGCGCGCAGCCUCCAGUGCAGCUGGCUCCGGGCUAUGGACACCCCCGGGGCCCCAGCCCCGACCGCGGCUCCGCGCCCGGGCAAGAAGGAGCUGAAGAUCGUAAUCGUGGGUGACGGCGGCUGCGGUAAGACGUCGCUGCUCAUGGUGUACAGCCAGGGCUCCUUUCCCGAGCAGUACGCCCCGUCAGUGUUUGAGAAGUACACGGCCAGCGUGACAGUGGGCAACAAGGAGGUGACCCUGAACCUCUACGACACGGCCGGGCAGGAAGACUACGACCGGCUGCGGCCCCUCUCCUACCAGAACACCCACCUUGUGCUCAUCUGCUAUGAUGUCAUGAACCCCACCAGCUAUGACAACGUCCUCAUCAAGUGGUUCCCUGAGGUCACACAUUUCUGCCGAGGGACCCCCAUGGUGCUCAUCGGCUGCAAGACAGACCUGAGAAAAGAUAAGGAGCAGCUGCGGAAGCUCCGGGCGGCCCAGCUGGAGCCCAUCACCUACACACAGGGCAUGAGUGCUUGCGAGCAGAUCCGAGCUGCGCGCUACCUGGAGUGUUCUGCCAAGUUCCGGGAGAACGUGGAAGACGUCUUUCGAGAAGCCGCCAAGGUGGCCCUCAGUGCUCUGAAGAAAGCACAGCGGCGGAAACAACGCCGGGUAUGCCUGCUGCUGUGACACAGGCACAGGCCUCAAAACAGGACUAAUAGGGUCAGGGACCCAGGCCUAGACCACUCCUAGGAUUCUGCCCCGUCCCUAUCCCUGUGGCACCUGGGACCUCAGGCUGCACUCUUAGAACAUUCUGGAACUCUCUCCUUUCUGUGAACUUACCUUCGGGUUCACAGAGAGUGUAGCAGUGAUUGAGGGAGCCGGAUACAUGUCCCUCUACCCUGGAACCAGCUUUUGUUCCCAAGACUCAGGAGGGCCCUAUCAUGGUCUCCCCCUUGUUUGUCCCCCUUUGCACACCUAAUUCAUGCUUAAAACGUAGGACUUCAUGUGAGUAUGUGGGGAUUUGGCACCCUCCACACGGUGCCCCUCAAACUUGCUGCUUCCAUGUCACCCUCCUCCCUGGCCUCCCAAGAUAGGUAUGGCUGCAUCCUCCAGCCUCUUCCUUCUUUCCCCCAGACCUCCAGGGCCACCACAGGGCCAGGGCCUAUCAGGAGAACACAGGCAACAGCCCUGGAAGUGAGGCUGGCACUAGACCCUCCCUCUUCCUCUUCCUCCUCUGUCCCACACAGCGGAACUCGGCUUUUAGAUUGGGCACCAUCAUGUGUGCCCAGGGGAGAAAAAAGUGAUCUCUCAAAAGGUCAGAUGCCCUGGGUCACCCCCUGACCCCUAUUCCAGGUCUUACCUCUGGACCCUACUCACACCCCACCAGGGACUCAGGGUGAAAAGUGCCUGGGGAGACCUCUGUUCUCUCCUGGGAUUGUCUCCCAUCUUCAAGGGCCCAGGAGGGGGCCAUUUAAAUAGGCUUUCCACAUGCCCCUCACAGCCUGCUUGUAUCAGGAUGUGGAGCUCAGAACUGCUCAUCCUGGUCUCCUUCGAGUACUGACAUCAAAACCCCUGUCCAUGCAGGCCCAUAGCCUGCCUGUGUCCCUGCCAGCCAGCUGCCUACACCCUGAACCUUUCAGAAGGUCUGGGAUUGGGCAUCCAGGACUUUUUAAACAAGUGCCCAGUGGCUCUAAUGCCUGAGACAGCUGUGUGGUUGUGAGGGAACCUAAGAGUCAGUGUUGCCUGAAAUGGUACCAUGAUCUUGGCCGGCAUCUGUUCUCCCUAGUGCUGCCUGCCUCAGUCCCUUCCAGGGAAGUCAGGGUGCCAGUGAAAGAGACUUCUGAAAACCACCCCACCAGGUUCCCCAAGGCCCUGCUGUCCCCUGGGGAGUCAUCCACGGACCUCUCGUUCUCACAGAAUGCAAGGCCUUAUGGACAAAUGAUGGUUUAGGGUGGAGGUCGGCAAACUAUGGCUGCAGGCUACAUCUGGCUACCAUCUAUUUUUGUAAAUAAAGUUUUAUUGGCAUCGCCAAACCCA
Marmota flaviventris (yellow-bellied marmot) is the source of this 2045-nucleotide messenger RNA. It is a transcript of the gene Rhof, whose product is annotated as ras homolog family member F, filopodia associated. Gene Ontology annotation, molecular function: GTPase activity; GTP binding. The record is from RefSeq and is a predicted model, not a curated record. Gene Ontology annotation, biological process: small GTPase-mediated signal transduction. Lineage: Eukaryota; Metazoa; Chordata; Mammalia; Rodentia; Sciuridae.